This is a messenger RNA of Arabis nemorensis, 282 nucleotides long. NCBI's taxonomy places the organism in Eukaryota, Viridiplantae, Streptophyta, Magnoliopsida, Brassicales, Brassicaceae. The record is from the annotation of a GenBank genome assembly.
AUGCUUCAUCGUGAUGAAGCUUCCUCUUCCGACAUCUAUGCGGUCUUCAUGUCCUUCCGGGUGGCGGUUCUCGGCAGCCUUGUGCUCUACGGUGGUGGUCCUGCGGUUGUUUGGGUGGAGGAGACUUUGGGGUUUUUUCGACGAGAUCUAGUCGGCUUCUUCUCUUCAGGCUUUCGUGUCGAUUCUUCUCUCUUGAUGCAUGUGGUGGCUAUGCUUGGCUCCGGUUGGUGGUGGCUCGGUUGUUACCGGUUUGGUUCUGCGGUAAGUGGCCAUGUGCUAUAG